AUGAAGCUUUCGUCGCGACUAAUUCAACAAACAAUCACAGCCAUCGGCUGUGCAAACGGCAGUGGUGGAAAACAUCUCGGAUGCGAGAAUGCAGUGAACAUUUUACGAAACUCGAAAUUCCUGCCAGAAAUACGUGUUCCCGUCGAAUGGAAAGGCGUCGUUGAAGAAGUCCGGACUGGCCGACAUUUUUCGGCGCUCUCUGGCGUCACACAGACAUGCCGAAAACUAGCGUUUCAAACAAGAAAAGUCGUCGAGAAUAAGGAAAAUCUACUUGUACUUGGAGGAGACCACAGCUGUGCAAUUGGAACAUGGAGUGGAGUAGCCUCAGCGAUUCGACCGCACGGUGAUCUUGGCCUCGUCUGGGUCGAUGCACAUAUGGAUGCACAUACACCGUCAUCAUCACCAUCAGGAAAUCUACACGGAAUGCCAGUGGCGCAUCUUCUAGGUUUUGGUGAUAAGGAAUUGGUGCAAAUUGGUGAUCAAUUUCCAAAAAUUCUUCCCCAUAACAUGUGUAUGAUCGGUAUUCGAAGCUAUGAGAAGAAAGAACAGGAACUUCUCGAACAUCUCGGUGUUCGCAUCUUUUAUAUGGAUGAAAUAGAAAUACGUGGUAUUGCUGAGGUUAUGCAAGAAGCACUCUAUAUAGUGAACAGAAAUACUGUCGGAUUCGGAUUUUCUAUUGAUAUUGAUGGAUUCGAUGUAGCGGACGCACCAGCUGUCGGUACUCCAGCCGAAAAUGGUAUCAUUGCUAGUGAAUUUCUGCGGACAGUUCUUACACUGGAUCUUUCAAAACUUCUCGCUACGGAGAUUGCCGAAUUUUUACCACAGUUUGAUGAUCAACACAAAUCAAGUGAAAAAUUGGUUGUGAAUCUGAUGGAGGCGAUAUACCUCACCAAAUUCUUUCAACACAGCACUGCUGCAGCAUUGCAGGAACGAAUGCAAUCUAGUACAUAA
Molecule: messenger RNA, 951 nt
Organism: Angiostrongylus costaricensis
Lineage: Eukaryota; Metazoa; Nematoda; Chromadorea; Rhabditida; Metastrongylidae
Source: the annotation of a GenBank genome assembly